Messenger RNA from Periophthalmus magnuspinnatus, 657 nucleotides. Its product is annotated as transmembrane protein 17A. Bases 1 to 657 code for a protein of 218 amino acids. The record is from RefSeq and is a predicted model, not a curated record. The transcript is spliced from 4 exons. Gene Ontology annotation, cellular component: ciliary transition zone. Gene Ontology annotation, biological process: non-motile cilium assembly. Lineage: Eukaryota; Metazoa; Chordata; Actinopteri; Gobiiformes; Gobiidae.
AUGGCGACGUGGUACUCACCUGCAGCGGAGCACGUGCACAUGGGGGUGGCCUACAUGGGCAGCACAGUGUUCACCAACAACAGAACCACAGACAGCGAGCGUCACGGCGAGCAGCGGGACGGUCUGGUGAACGAGCUGGUGUCACAUCUUCCUCUCCAGAUGCUCCUCUACUUCGACAUGUUCUACUUCCCGUGUUGGUGGAUCUCUGCGGUUUUCAUGUUGAACGUCAAGUUUGAGUUUCUUCCGGGUUAUUACCAGUGGCUGCUCGUCACUGGGAUCGUGCUCCUCACCGUCGUGGAGGUGCUCAGAGUUUAUCUGGGCUACACCGGGAACCUGAAGGAAAAGGUCCCGGAGUUGGCGGCGUUCUGGGUGGUGUCUUUAACCUUCCCCGUCCCCGUGCUGCUCUUCUUCCUCACUGAUGAAGACGCUCUGAUCCUGCCGUUGGAGCGGGCCGUCCACUCUCUGUUUCUGUGUUUGGUGAUGGCGGAGCUGGUGGCGUCCUUCUUGGCCCUUCGCACCAUGACCCGUAAACUCCUCCUGCUCUUCCACCUCCGUCAGCUCGGGCGGGCGGAGCGUCUGAGCCCCGUGUACGGCCUGACGCUGCCCUACCACCGGGGGGCGCUCGCCGUGACCCCGGUGCACCACAUGUACCGCUAG